Molecule: messenger RNA, 3323 nt
Organism: Cucurbita maxima (winter squash)
Lineage: Eukaryota; Viridiplantae; Streptophyta; Magnoliopsida; Cucurbitales; Cucurbitaceae
Product: kinesin-like protein KIN-7E
Exons: 15
Coding region: 618-3068 (816 amino acids)
Biological process (GO): microtubule-based movement
Molecular function (GO): microtubule binding; ATP binding; microtubule motor activity
Source: RefSeq, a predicted model, not a curated record
GAAAUCUCAACUUUGUUGACGCUCCAUCCUCGGAUUCUCAUUUGGUUCCACCGGCCACUGAUUCAUCUCAAAUUUAUCCUCUCCGUGAGACUGGCACUGACAGCGACGGCUCCACCGUGAGUUCCCGGAAUCUGCGGCCUCUCUGGUCACCCGCAUUCUCCUUCUUCUUCACGAUUUAUGGCCGCUGGCCGGUGCUGAGUCGCCGUUGUUGUGUUACUGUUUCAUCUAGGUCCAUUCCUCGGUAUUCAUUUCCACAUUUCUACGUUCGUGCACGAGGCUUUAAGACGACGAAAAUCGCAGCAGAGUAGCAGAGGAUUCGGAUCAGACCAAACAGCAGAAACGAAAGGAAAAACGAGAUAUUAAAAACGACGGCGUUUGGAGGAUCCAAUCCAUUUCUCGAGCAAGUUGGCCAUUGCAUUCGAUAUCUUAACCGCAUCGCUGUACCGAACGGACGCAUCGUUUUCGGGAGCGGUUUUCUGAAAGGACAGACGAUUCGACAUCCUGAAAAUGUGCGAAGCACGAGCCCAAUGACAUGGGUAUCUACAAUUAUGGAUUGAUAUAGACUGAAUCAAGGUGGUGGCCUGUUGGGCUGGGAGAAGGUUUGGCUACAUUGAGAAAUGGGGACGGUUGCCGGAGAGGAGUUGAUGAACUUGGAGAAAAUGCAGGAAAUAAAUGCCCGUGAAGAGAAAAUUCUUGUAUUAGUAAGGUUGAGACCUUUGAAUGAGAAGGAGAUUAUGAUGAAUGAAGCAGUGGAUUGGGAGUGCAUCAAUGAUACUAGUAUCUUGUACCGGAAUACCUUACGGGAGGGGUCCACAUUUCCAAGUGCCUAUACUUUUGAUAGAGUAUUUGGAGGUGAUUGCUCUACAAAGCAGGUGUACGAGGAAGGAGCCAAAGAAAUUGCAUUUUCUGUAGUCAGUGGUAUCAACUCGAGUAUUUUUGCAUAUGGUCAAACAAGCAGUGGAAAGACAUACACCAUGAACGGAAUUCUUGAACAUUCAGUGUCAGAUAUAUUUGAUUACAUUAGAAAGCAUGAAGAAAGAGCAUUUGUUGUGAAGUUUUCAGCUAUUGAGAUAUACAAUGAAGCUGUUAGAGACCUCCUGAGCACAGAUACUACUCCUCUCAGGCUGCUAGAUGACCAUGAGCGAGGGACUGUUGUGGAGAAAGUCACUGAGGAAACUUUGAGGGACUGGAACCAUUUAAAGGAGCUCAUUUCAAUGUGUGAAGCUCAACGACGGAUUGGAGAGACCUCGCUGAAUGAGAAAAGUUCUAGAUCUCAUCAAAUUAUUAAAUUGACAAUUGAAAGUUCUGCUCGAGAGUUUUUAGGAAAAGACAAUUCAACCACCCUUGCUGCUAGUGUGAAUUUUAUUGAUUUAGCUGGGAGUGAACGUGCAGCUCAGGCAUUAUCAGCAGGGGCGAGAUUGAAAGAAGGCUGCCACAUAAAUCGCAGUUUACUGACUCUCGGUACUGUUAUUCGCAAAUUAAGAAUUGAGAAGAUGGCGAAGGAGAUUAGAGAGCUCACAAAGCAAAGAGAUCUCGCUCAAUCCCGGAUUGAAGAUUUACUUCGUAUGGUUGGACAUGAUGAUGUCGUGAGAAAGGAUAUCGAAAGUAGUUAUUCCAAAUUGCAAGCGAGGGAUGCUUUAGAGGAUGAAGGUUCACCAUCAGAAACUUCAAGUGUGGCUGAUUUUCGUGAUAGAGAUAUGGGUGUAAAAUCCUUCAACAAUCCUCAUUAUUAUGAUGGAGACAGUGAUGAUGGAAAGAGGUUUCUUGACUCUUACUCCGGUCACAGUCCAAUGACAACAACCGCUCUUGCAAUAGUCGAAGAUUCCGAUGACUGCAAGGAAGUUCAAUGUAUUGAAAUGGGGGAGUCAAUAAGGGAUGAUAACUUGUCACCGCUUGCUGCCAAUAACGGUGAAUUUAGAGGAAAUGGUCAUGAAAUGAUAUCAACCCCUGUGAAAGGGAAUAGAGAAGCACAUCAAAUUCAAAAUAAUUCAGCAAAUGAUCAACCGGAGCAAAGACUCCAUAAUGUAAGAAGGACAGAAAUUAAUUCUAUGUUCAGUCCUUACCGCGACCAUGCAUGUUCAAAGGUUACUGCUGAUAUGUCAAGCUCCAGAAGCUUGAAGCUAGCCAGAAGCUGGAGUUGUAGAGCCAAUCUCUCGACUGAUUUAUCACCUGGUAGAGGAGAAACCACCCCUCCUCAUGGAUUUGACCAAAGAUUUCCUGGAAGACCUGAAGGUUUUGAACGGAAACUCUCACAAUUAGUCUUUGAUGACAGCCUCCGGAGGCUUGAUUCUCAGUCUUCUAUAGGAAGUGCUCGGAGCAUCAAAACUUCGGCAGAUGAAGACGUUACUCGCUUAGACGCCUUUGUUGCCGGAUUGAAGAAAAUGACCAACUUAGAGUAUGGGAAAGAACUUGCUGAUGGACAGUUUCUGAAGGAUGGCCACGAAUUGGAUCUCUUAAAGGCUUCAAAUGGUGCUGGAGGGGGAGAGACAUUGCAAGAUGCUGCACUAGUCACAUCCGAUUGGAAUCAAGAAUUUCAGAGGCUGCGGAGGAUGAUAGUUGAACUUUGGCAAACUUGCAACGUCUCGAUAGUCCACAGAACUUACUUUUUCUUGCUCUUCCAAGGUGAUCCUACCGAUUCCAUUUACAUGGAAGUGGAGAUUAGGAGACUGACUUUUAUGAAGCAAUCAUUUUAUUACGGCAAUGAAGCUAUGGAAGAUGGCCGGAAAGUUUCUUUUGCUUCAAGUGUGAGAGAUCUUCGUCGCGAGAGAGAAACAUUGAGUAAGUUAAUGCGGAAACGAUUCUCAGAAGAAGAGAGAAAGAGACUUUUCCAGCAAUGGGGAAUCUUGUUGAGUUCAAAACGCCGAAGGCUGCAGCUCAUCAACUGCUUGUGGAGCGACUCGAAGAACAUGAACCAUGUAACAGAGAGUGCAGCCAUUGUUGCGAAGCUUGUGAAGUUUGCUGAACAAGGACAGGUUCUCAAGGGGAACUUUGGUCUCAGCUUCAUCACACCUCCACUGAAAAGUAGAAGAUCAUAUAGCUGGAAGAACAACAGGAGUUCUCUUCCGUGACCUGAGCUGCUGCACAUAUAAUAACGCUACUGAAGUUAUCAUAUCAUUCGUAUUUUUGUUACUGGUAAUCAAUAUAGUUAUGUAAGAAACUAAAGCUUCAUUAAUUUUGUAAUAGGGCUGUAUAAAUCCCUUUGUAAUCUUGCUUGAUCUAGGAAGUUAAUUUAGAUUAGGCUGAUUGAUUUAGCUUUUGUUGUUGUGUAUUUUGUGAAACUCGAAACAUUAUAAUUGUCACGUUUUUCAUUUCUUUUACCCUUC